GCGCCUCUCUUUCUGUCUGUAGAUGAGACGAAGAGGGAUGAAUAUGCUAGAAAGGGGAAAGCGGAUAAUACAACGCUAAAUAAACACACUGUGUCAUUACAGAAGAGCACACAUCUUCAUUUGACCAACACCGGGAAAGGGAGCAGCUUGUGAUCGACUGGGAAACGAGAGAACUGACCAGAUCACUGUGAGCCAUAAAAUCCUCCGUCUUCAUCAGGAAAUACAGGAUCACAUUCAAGAAACUCAUCUAACCUACAAUCACAAAUAUGAACACUCACGAAUCUGAGGUUUACACGGUGGCACCGGAGAUGCCGGCGAUGUUUGAUGGCAUGAAGUUGGCAGCGGUGGCCACAGUUCUCUACGUCAUCGUCCGCUGUCUAAACUUGAAAAGUCCUACAGCUCCACCGGACCUCACUUUCCAGGAUACAACACUCAACCACUUCCUGCUAAAGUCGUGUCCUAUCCUGACCAAAGAGUACAUUCCUCCUCUGCUAUGGGGUAAAAGUGGUCAUCUGCAAACAGCCCUCUACGGAAAGUUGGGUCGGGUCAGUUCACCGCACCCGUUCGGCCUGCGCAAAUAUCUGCCCAUGCAGGACGGAGCCACUGCAACUUUUGACCUCUUCGAACCCUUGGCGGAUCAUCAGUCCGGAGAGGACGUCACUAUGGUCAUUUGUCCUGGCAUCGGGAACCACAGUGAGAAGCACUACAUCCGCACGUUUGUGGAUCAUUCACAGAAACAGGGCUACCGCUGUGCUGUGCUCAAUCACCUUGGGGCCUUGCCGAACAUUGAGCUCACCUCUCCUCGCAUGUUCACUUACGGUUGUACAUGGGAGUUUGCAGCAAUGGUGGGCUUUAUCAAAAAGACAUAUCCCCAGUCCAAGCUCAUCGUGGUGGGCUUUAGCCUGGGGGGAAACAUUGUCUGCAAGUUCCUGGGAGAAAACCGUACCAACCAGGAGCGCGUUUUGUGCUGUGUCAGCGUGUGCCAGGGCUACAGCGCACUCAGGGCUCAGGAGACGUUUCUGCAGUGGGACCAAUGCCGUCGCUUCUAUAACUUCCUGAUGGCCGACAACAUGAAGAAGAUAAUUUUAUCGCACAGGGGUGUUUUAUUCGGCGUGGGCUCGAAAAUGGUGGAUUCGGAGCUGAGUCGACUUUACACCGCCACGUCACUCAUGCAGAUCGACGACAACAUCAUGAGAAAGUUCCACGGACACAACUCUCUGAAAGAGUACUACGAGAAGGAGAGCUGUGUGCACUACAUUCACAAUAUAAAUGUGCCUCUGCUGUUGGUGAACUCUGUUGAUGAUCCGCUCGUGCACAACUCUCUGCUCACUAUUCCUCGCACACUCGCAGAAAAGAAAGAGAACGUGGUCUUCGCUUUGACUCUCCACGGUGGGCAUCUGGGCUUCUUCGAGGGUGCAGUUCUGUUUCCCCAGCCGCUCACCUGGAUGGACAAGGUGAUUGUGGAUUACGCCACCGCCAUGUGCCAGUGGGAGAAGCAGAAACCCCCCUGCCAAAGCAAAGAUGCCCAGUCCAACCAAACCACAUGCCAAGAAAACACAUCCUAACCGGACCAGCUUCUGCAAGAGUUUUCUCUCCUUCCUCUUUUCUAUCAAAUGAGGGGAAACCCGACGACUUUCUAAAAGGGA
Messenger RNA from Danio rerio (zebrafish), 1646 nucleotides. RefSeq names its product abhydrolase domain containing 2, acylglycerol lipase a (gene abhd2a). Gene Ontology annotation, molecular function: carboxylesterase activity; triacylglycerol lipase activity; monoacylglycerol lipase activity. Gene Ontology annotation, cellular component: plasma membrane. Gene Ontology annotation, biological process: nuclear receptor-mediated steroid hormone signaling pathway. Lineage: Eukaryota; Metazoa; Chordata; Actinopteri; Cypriniformes; Danionidae. The record is from RefSeq and is marked provisional.